Molecule: messenger RNA, 1053 nt
Organism: Miscanthus lutarioriparius
Lineage: Eukaryota; Viridiplantae; Streptophyta; Magnoliopsida; Poales; Poaceae
Source: the annotation of a GenBank genome assembly
AUGACGUCGCACUACUUUUACAACUUCGAGUUCGUGUCCAACGACAACGCCAGCUACUUCGACUACUCUCUGCAAGACCCCACGGUCAUCUCCAGGUUCGUCUUGGAUGUCUCCGGCCAGGUGAGACAGCUCAUCUGGGUGCCGUCGGCCGACGAGUGGAUGAUCAUCUGGGCGGAGCCACACCAGCUCUGCGACGUCUACGCUGUCUGCGGCGCGUUUGGCGUCUGCGACGAGAAGAUACAGCGAGCUGAGGAGGGCGACCAAGAACUUCUCGGAGAAGCUCGGAGGCGCCUCCUCUGCGUGGGGGAGAAGCAGUUCAGGAACGAGGUGCGCACCAUCGGCAGGAUCCAGCACGUCAACCUCGUCCGCCUCCGCGGUUUCUCCUCCCACGGCAGCGAGCGGCUACUCGUCUACGACUACAUGCCCAACGGUUCGCUGGACAGGGCGCUUUUUGGGGGAGCUGCGGCGCCGCCGACGCUGAGCUGGAGCGCCAGGUUCCAGAUCGCGCUCGGCGCCGCCCGGGACUUGCUGUACCUCCACGAGGGUUGCCGGGACUGCAUCAUCCACUGCGACAUGAAGCCGGAGAACAUCCUGCUCGACGAGGACCUCGUCCCCAAGGUGGCCGACUUCGGCAUGGCGAAACUGGUGGGGAGGGACUUCAGCCGCGUCCUGACGACGGUGCGGGGCACCAUCGGGUACCUCGCGCCGGAGUGGAUCUCCGGCGUGCCCAUCACCGCCAAGGCCGACGUGUACAGCUACGGGAUGGUGCUGCUGGAGAUCAUAUCGGGAAGGCGGAACGCGCAGUGCUGGGUGACAACGGAGCACGGCGCGUCGCUGUCGUCAGAGUACUUCCCGCUGGUGACCGCGAGGAAUGUCAGCAAAGGGGCAGCGCUUGUCGCGCUGCCGGACGAGCGGCUGCAGGGGGACGCCGACCCGCGGGAGCUGGGACGCCCGCCAAGGCGCAUAGCCCGUCGCCGGCGGCCGAGCCGGCUGCCAAGAUCGAGACGAGACGAGAGAUGUGAGGGAUUAAAUGAAAAUUAUAUGUUAUACUAG